This is a messenger RNA of Pyrenophora tritici-repentis Pt-1C-BFP, 795 nucleotides long. RefSeq names its product FolB, Dihydroneopterin aldolase. Gene Ontology annotation, molecular function: dihydroneopterin aldolase activity. Gene Ontology annotation, biological process: folic acid-containing compound metabolic process. The record is from RefSeq and is a predicted model, not a curated record. Gene Ontology annotation, cellular component: cytoplasm. NCBI's taxonomy places the organism in Eukaryota, Fungi, Ascomycota, Dothideomycetes, Pleosporales, Pleosporaceae.
AUGGGUUCAGUCGUGCGUCAGGUUCAGUGGGAUGCUGAAGUAGCUCAAAGUGGCCAUUUCGAUAAGAUCAUGGUCCAGAACCUCGAGGUGGUCGUGCCCGCAGGAAAGGAUGUCUGGGGACGUGAGAAGAAACAGCGAGCGAACAUCAGUGUGACCUUGACGCUAGGCAAACAGUUCACCUCGGCCUCCUCCACCGACUCCGUCGAUGAUAGUACGGUUCAUUAUGGUACACUCAGCAAAGCGAUCCAGGCACGCUUCAAGGACGAUGCUCUGCCCUGGAUGUCUACCUCUGCACUCUCUGUGGCCAUUUCUGACAGCGUACGCCGAGUUGCAAGCUCCACAGACAUAUACGCUCUCGAAACGGACGUAAGCUAUCCGAAAGGGAGCAUGCUGGGUGAACGAGCUGGACAUCGGACUUCGAGUGUAGAAAAGUCUGGAGCCCACUCAAAUGUCUUAUACCUGCAAAAUGUCCGCAUUCCGUGCCUCAUCGGUGUCAAUUCAAAUGAGCGACUACAAAAGCAACCAGUAAACGUCGAUAUCUGGGUAGACAACGUACACGACUCUCGCGUGGACGACUACCCGCAACUGGAAAGUCUCUUGUUUGAGCUUAUUUCUGCGUCCUCGUUCCAGACUAUCGAGAGUCUUCUAGCGUGGCUCGUUGGAGAGCUGAGGCAGAAAUUCUUCACUCAAGAGGUGGAUCAGGAUGCUUGGAUUAGGCUUAGGAUUGGCAAGCCCCACGCUGUGCCGUUCGCAGAUGCACCAGCGGUCGAGAUAACGCGGCCAAUACGGUCGUAG